AGUCAAUCUAUUCUUCGUAUCCCAUUGACAACCGAACAUGAGUCAAAAAUUCAAUCCACUCAACUAAACCAAAUAAGUUUACUAGCAACCAAGAUAAGAUUUGAAAAUAAACUUAAAUUGCAUAAAAUACUCUCUUUUAAAGGUUUAGCCAGUGGAAACAUUUUCUAACCCAUGUUCGGCAGUCGAUGGGAUAAGGGUGCUUGCAGCUUGUUCCUGUAACGCAACUGCAAUCUUUGAAAAAAAGGUAGGUACGUAUUACUUAAAUUUAAGGAAGGAACGAUAUGUAAGGAGAGGCUAUUUACAAGUGCGCUACCCUCGCUACUUUUAUUCCUUACCGGCAGCACUUUCCCUUGAAGUUUCUCACCUACCUAAGUUAAAGAAACUUACACACCUUCAACCUAAAUACUUCAUCCUUCCUAAUUCACCCCAACCAAACCCCAAAUCAUCAUCCGCCAAUAUGCCUCCUCGAGUGAUCCCUCCAACAUACAAUCAUCCACCACCCGAUCCCAGCGACCCCGGAUUCAACCUAAAUGCAUGGAUGGACGCGACCUUCGAAGGCGUCGACAAUUCCAACGCCGCCUGCGCCGCCCAGAGAGCAGGCCGGUUCGAAGAGUCCAUCAGGCUGCACCAGAAAGCCCUCGAGUACAAGCUGCGCUUCCACCCGCCGGACUCCAUCCAGGCAGCCAUCACCUACAACGGCAUGGGCGAAGCCAUGCUGCGCGCGGGAAGGCUGGACGAAGCAGACGAAGCUUUUCACAAAGCGCUCCCGAUUCGGGAGGGAGGAGGCCCGGUCCUAGAUGCGGCAGUGACCCGUGACAACAUCGGCCAGCUGCGGGAGGCCCAGGGAAGAUUCGCCGAGGCUAGGGAGAUACGUAUUAGAGGCACGGGAGAGCAGAUGGUGUGCGGACACUACGACUGCCCCCAAGGCCGAACCUUCACUCAGAGAGAACUGAAAGCCUGCGGCGCAUGCCAGUCGGUUUUCUACUGCUCUAAGGAAUGCCAGAAGCAGGACUGGACUCAGCGACAUAAGCCGCUGUGCCAAGCGCGUCAGGCUGAGGGACAGUCUAGCAACCAGGGAGCUGGACAGUGAGUAGGCAGGUUCCUUAGGGAUUUAAGAGAGAGAAAGAAUUUCGGGGCAGAGAAAUGUACCUAAGGAGCGAUAGAUACGGUUUAGAUAGUACAAUGCCG
Molecule: messenger RNA, 1188 nt
Organism: Daldinia vernicosa
Lineage: Eukaryota; Fungi; Ascomycota; Sordariomycetes; Xylariales; Hypoxylaceae
Exons: 3
Coding region: 458-1090 (210 amino acids)
Molecular function (GO): protein binding
Source: RefSeq, a predicted model, not a curated record